GAGUCCGGAGAGUUUUCUGCUUUCUGCUCAGCUCAGCAUGCCAAGAAGCUGGAGAGGUACUCGGCAGCACAAAUUCAGUCUCUGUCUUGGAAAAGUAUUUGACUGCUUCAAGAAAUUGUGAAGUCAUCCCUGGCCAUGUUGUGGAAUUGUCUUGAACUUUGCUUUUUUUAGUCUUUUAAUUUUUCUAUUUAAAUACUAGAAAUGUUGGGGACGGUUUCUUUCAAAGAAGGCUGGUGAUUUCUGAGGCUGGCAAGGGUGUAAAAUGACAUGAGAGCUUCUCAGCAGGACUCCAAAUUCAAGCAAGAUUUUUCCAAGCACCUACUAUGUUCAAAACACCCUGCAGGGUUUUCCUGGAGAAUCUGGAGUUCUGGGUUAGCCCUUGAAACUUUGAAGGCAAUGGCUGAAAAGGAAAGAUGAGCACUGCAAGGCUCCCUCUAGAAAUGGUUGAGGUUUGCCACAACAAUUGGCAAGUUUGGCUUUUUCCACCAAAAUUUGACAUUUUCAUGUGCUGUCCAGGUCAGAUGGAGCUUAGGAAGACAAGGGAGCCUAGCAAUAAACGGGUCAAACCCCUUUCCAGAGUCACAUCACUAGCAAACCUCAUCCCACCUGUGAAGACCACGCCGUUAAAACGCUUCAGCCAAACCCUGCAGCGCUCCAUUAGCUUCCGUAGCGAGAGCCGUCCUGACAUCCUUGCCCCCCGACCCUGGUCCAGAAAUGCUGCCUCCUCAAGCACGAAGCGGAGAGACAGCAAGCUGUGGAGUGAGACCUUCGAUGUGUGUGUCAAUCAGAUGCUUACGUCCAAGGAAAUCAAACGACAAGAGGCAAUCUUUGAGCUUUCCCAAGGAGAAGAAGACUUAAUAGAGGACUUGAAAUUAGCAAAAAAGGCCUAUCACGACCCUAUGCUGAAACUCGCCAUAAUGACAGAACAGGAGUUGAAUCAAAUUUUUGGAACACUGGACUCUCUAAUCCCUCUACAUGAAGAUCUCCUUAGUCAGCUUCGAGAUGUUCGGAAGCCUGAUGGCUCAACUGAACAUGUUGGUCCCAUCCUUGUGGGCUGGUUGCCUUGCCUCAGCUCCUAUGACAGCUACUGCAGCAAUCAAGUAGCUGCCAAAGCCCUACUGGACCACAAAAAACAAGAUCACCGAGUCCAAGAUUUCCUACAGCGAUGUUUAGAAUCCCCCUUUAGCCGCAAACUAGACCUCUGGAAUUUCCUUGAUAUUCCAAGAAGCCGUCUGGUGAAAUACCCUCUGCUUCUUCGAGAAAUCUUGAGGCACACACCAAAUGAUAAUCCAGAUCAGCAGCACCUGGAAGAAGCUAUUAACAUCAUUCAGGGAAUCGUGGCGGAAAUCAACACCAAGACUGGAGAAUCUGAAUGCCGCUAUUAUAAAGAGCGGCUCCUUUACUUGGAAGAAGGCCAGAAAGACUCCCUGAUUGACAGCUCCCGUGUGCUGUGUUGCCAUGGUGAACUGAAGAACAACCGGGGCGUGAAACUGCAUGUUUUCCUGUUCCAAGAAGUGCUUGUGAUCACUAGAGCUAUCACCCAAAAUGAGCAGCUCUGCUACCAGUUGUACCGGCAGCCCAUUCCAGUAAAGGACCUCCUGCUGGAAGACCUGCAAGACGGAGAAGUGAGGCUGGGCGGCUCCCUGCGUGGGGCAUUCAGCAACAACGAGAGAAUUAAAAACUUCUUCAGAGUAAGUUUCAAAAAUGGAUCCCAAAGUCAGACCCACUCGCUACAGGCCAACGACACCUUCAACAAACAGCAAUGGCUCAACUGUAUUCGUCAAGCCAAAGAAACAGUUCUGUGUGCUGCUGGGCAGGCUGGGGUGCUUGAGUCCGAGGAACCAUUCCUAAACCCUGCCACCAGGGGCAGCAGAGAGCCACGGGGUGAAACAAAACUUGAGCAGAUGGACCAAUCGGACAGUGAAUCAGACUGUAGUAUGGACACGAGUGAGGUCAGCCUCGAAUGUGAACGCAUGGAACAGACAGACUCUUCCUGUGGGAACAGCAGACACGUAGAAAGUGAUGUCUGACAGAAGCGUGUGUACUUCCUGGAAGUCACCCUGUGUCUUACCUGUACAGUAUUUGCAUUCCACACGUGGAAGGGUUUGGUGAAGCACUUUUUAAUAACUUUGUGACCUUGUUGACCCAGUCUCUUGUGUCUGUACCUUUGUCCCUAGUACUGUAACUGCCAAUCUGUCUGUGAAGCUGGAAUCUGUGGCAACUGUUACCCUGUAUUGUAUUUCACAAGGGUCUGGAUAUAUGGAGAGGUACUUGAGCAAGUUACUCUCAGUUGUCCUGCUGGAUUUGUAAAAACACAGAAAGGUAAAGAAUCUCUAAACUACUGUUCUAUAUAGGUUGUUUCAAGAGUCUUUCUGUGUUUCUCUAGUGCUUUCUAGCUCUUGACAUGGUAGCUGAAGGCAUGGAAUUUAGAGGACCUUGCAAACAGGGUAUGAGGAAGUUCACUCUUGCAUUGUGAUGGCAUUUGAGGGGGAAGCAGGAGUGAGUUUAGUUCGAUGGAAUUCAACCAGAAAUUGUGAGUGGACAACAUCCCUGGGAACUCUGGAGACUUAAUUUUGCAAAGGAAGAAGCACUGUAUUGGCCUUGCAAUAUCAUCCAAGGCAAGUUUGGUGCAGUAAUCAAAUAAGGCAUGAAAUGGAGUCUGACCUUAAAAGGUCCAGCACAAAAGCAGCUGCCAGCUCUGAAUCUUUAACUGAAAUGCACAUUGCACCAGGACAUCACUGUGGAGUUGGUGGCUGGCUCAGCAAGCUUAAAACAUUGGAAUAGACCUCAAAGGACCUGGAUAAAACCCACUGGGAAGCCAAGAAGCCCUGUCUUUGUUCUGUUUCAUCUGCCUACACCGACUCAUAUUUUCUAGCAUGAAUGAAGAGAUGAGGAAAAGAGAAUAUGACUGUGUCAGUGACUCAGUUUACAGAGAGCAAGAAUUUGGAUUGAGAAGUGCUUCAUCAUGAUCCUGUGGAGACAUUAAAAGACAAAAGCAAGGUCCAGUGCCCUUAUGGGAAAGGCCAGAGCUUUGGGUUUUCCUGUUCUGCCUUUGGGUCAUUGGUUUGCCAUGUCUGGCUCUAUGCUGUGAUCAGAAUCCUAAUUACAUUCUCCUGAGGCCAAUUUAAUUAACUCUGAUUAAUUAGGAUCAGUUAUCCAAACUAGAAACUUCUUUGUGCAGCCUUGAUCUACAAUGCAGGGUGGGUUACAUACCUUUAAAAAAGUUAGCUAAAUACAUGGAAAAGCUCCCCCCAAGUGUAAAUAUUAAGAAUGACCUGUGCAAAAUUAUACCCACACCAGCACUAGUAGUAAUGAUUCUAAAUUAUUGCCAAAAAGUUUUUUUUAAUCUUCUUUGUCUUUCAAGUUUACGGAAAAGAAAGCAGUCAAUACAAUGUUGUCAUUUUAUUAUGUACAUAUACUAUGUGCAUUCAAAGAAGCCAUGUGACAAGAUUAUCAAUAUAAAAACAAGGUAUAUUACUUUAUUAUUUUUGAAAAACAAAAAAUAUUGUGGUCAAUUUUACCCUGUAAAACAUAUUCCUGUAUUUAUAGAUUUUAAACAUGGUGAAUUUUUUUCUAUUACAAUUUUAUUUAAAUCUGCGGUUUCCCAAGUUGUUAUUGAUUUAGCAGGUGAGUGAACCUGCUGCAGAUAGAAGCAGAAGAAAGCUGAGAAUGGUCAUUUGAUGGUGGGGAAAAGAAUGAAUCACACUUUGCAGGAGCCAUUGGCCACUUUGGUCAGUGUGUUGAGAAAAGAGGUCUAUCAAAGCAUUGGCCUAUAGGAAGAAAGUAAAUGAAUGUUUUGAUGAAAUGAAUGUUUUUGUAUAAUGGCCUUAAACUUUUCUGGAAGCAUUUCAAAUAAAUUACAUUAAAAUGUUGUCUUCUUUGUGUACAGUAUUUGCCCUACAAAUGUCAAAUUUCAACUGUCAUCUUGAGAGGCUCUUUCUGAAGUUUUGCUUGUCCUCAAAUACAAACUUUCAAAUAAGAUGUGAGUUAAAAUAAAUGCUUUGAUUUAGUCAAUCAAAGCUUUUGCAGAA
Messenger RNA from Choloepus didactylus (southern two-toed sloth), 4031 nucleotides. It is a transcript of the gene ARHGEF3, whose product is annotated as Rho guanine nucleotide exchange factor 3. The record is from RefSeq and is a predicted model, not a curated record. Gene Ontology annotation, molecular function: guanyl-nucleotide exchange factor activity. The transcript is spliced from 10 exons. Lineage: Eukaryota; Metazoa; Chordata; Mammalia; Pilosa; Megalonychidae. Gene Ontology annotation, biological process: positive regulation of Rho protein signal transduction; intracellular signal transduction. Bases 414 to 2030 code for a protein of 538 amino acids.